AUGAGAUCAAUGAAUUCACGUUUUUUCCUAAUUGAUUUACAAACCUCAUGUUACUCCGCUCGACAAAUCCCGCUCUCAACAACACUCUCUUACCUCUCGACAAUCACUUCGUCAUUUCGUCGAACAAGUUGUGUGCAACGUCGAAUUGCCUCCUCAAAAUCACCCACACCGUCGGUUGUACGGUCUCCGGAGAUACGGAGACCGGGUGAUCGGUACAAAACAGGAAAUGGGUCGGUGGUAGAAUUGGAGAAUUCCGUUUCUUCUUCGAGUUCAGUGAAUAAUAAUAGUGAGUUGGAUUUGUUUCUUGAAUUGUUGCCUUUAAGAAUGAGGAGAGAAUUAUCUGGGCAUAGAGAGAUUGGCGAGUUGAUUGAAGUGGUAAUGGAUUUGGGAAGGAAGCCUAUUGCCAGGUUCCCGUCUGGGGAUUUUGUCAUUUGUGAGCAGCCAGUGAGACACGAGGAUUUAAAGCAGGCUAUAUCAAAGGUUGGUGAUUUUUCUGAUGACAACCGUUCGGGUAUCAAUAGUUCUUUGCAUCGAAUAAGUGCCAUUCGAAACCGCAAAAUGCAAAUUAUUGGUCUUACUUGUCGGGUUGGUCGAGCUGUAUCUGGAAGUCGUCCAGGAGUGGGUAAAACAACCUUAAUCAGAGAAACAGCCAGAAUGUUGGCAGAUGACCAGGGAAAACGUGUUGUAAUUGUAGACACGUCAAAUGAAAUUGGUGGUGAUGGAGAUGUUCCCCAUGCAGGAAUAGGUCGUGCAAGGAGGAUGCAAGUUCCUAAUGUUAAUAUGCAGCAUAAUGUUAUGAUCGAAGCUGUUGAAAAUCAUAUGCCCGAGACCAUCAUAAUUGAUGAGAUCGGAACAGAGCUUGAAGCCUUAGCCGCCAGCACUAUUGCUCAACGUGGAGUUCAGCUGGUUGGAACAGCCCAUGGAAUGACAAUAGACAACAUAAUAAAGAAUCCUUCUUUGCAGAUUCUUGUUGGAGGCAUAGAGAGUGUAACUCUUGGGGAUGAGGAAGCAAGGAAAAGGAAAGUGCAGAAGACAAUUCUUGAGAGGAAAGGGCCCCCGUCAUUCACAUGUGCUGUUGAGAUGAUAUCUAGAACCGAGUGUCGUGUUCAUCACAGAUUAGAUGCAACAGUAGAUGCUAUACUGGCUGGAAGAUCUCCUCUAUUUGAAAUCCGCCACAUGGAUAUUGAGGGUGAAGAUUCUCUUAAGUCCAUUCCAAUUCUUCAAGAGAAACUUAUAGGAGAAAGUGAUGAUUCUCUCGAGUCCAUUCCAAUACUUCGAGAGAACCUUAUAGAAGAAAGUGAUGAUUCUCUCAAGCCCAUUCCAAUACAUCGAGAGAACCUUAUAGAAGAAACUGUGGUGAUGACUAUUAAUAAAGAAAAAUCCGAUGUAGUAGAGUCUGAUGAGGAAAAUGAAGAUUAUCAUCCAAAACAGUCCAAGAAAUGGAAAUCCAAUGGAUCUGUGCCCCAGAGGAAUUCACCAGUAUGUGUCUACACUUGCAAGAUCCUCGAUUCUGAUCUACUACAAGUGGCAAAGGUAAUGGGGCUGGAGGAUGAGAUAGAUGUGACUGAUGACAUUGGAGCAGCAGAUGCAAUUCUAGCAUCCAGUUCAGAAAUGAAGCAGAACCCAUGGAUCCGUGGUGCUGCAAAAUUCCAUCACUUGCCGGUAUUCGUUACAAAGUCAAAUACCAUGGCACAAAUGGUGAAGGCACUUCGCAUGAUUGUCGGAAUGGAAUCACUUGGCUCUUCAUUAAAGCAGCCACUCAAAAGUUCAUUUGACAUAGAGACUGAAGAUGAUGCACCAAAAAGGAAACCAACCCUGGAAGAGAUUGAUGCCUUGGAGGAGGUUCGCCUUGCAAUUGAGUACAUUGUCAUCCCUGGAGGAGAGCCGGUGGAACUACUUCCUAGAUGCUCUGAAAUAAUUGCUCGGCAGCUAGAGCUCGUGGAAAGCUAUCAGUUGACAGCAGAAAAUUCAGGCACUGAAGUUAACCCUAGGUUGCAGAUUCUUCCUAUGAAGACAAACAAGAAAACUUCUAAAUCUCCAAAAUCCAGUUCAACUUCACACUCGGUGACAAGCUUAGAUUCAUUAACUCGAAGCAGUGGUACUAGUGUCACAAGGCUGCCCCUUCUUCCUGAAUAA
Dovyalis caffra is the source of this 2136-nucleotide messenger RNA. The record is from the annotation of a GenBank genome assembly. Lineage: Eukaryota; Viridiplantae; Streptophyta; Magnoliopsida; Malpighiales; Salicaceae.